AUGGCAUGGACGGUGGACGAGAUCUUGCGGCUGGUCGGCGCGUGGGAAGAGAGCCUCAAGGCUCCUGCUCCUAGAACCGGCGGCGGGAAGGCGAAGAAGGGGAAGGAAAUGAGCGUCUCGGACCUGAACAAGCUCAUCUACCGGAAGUUCGGGGCGCUUUCUGGAGGCUCCUGCAACCGCAGCAUCCAGACAGUCGUGGCCAGGAAGGACCUGCUGGAGCACUCGUACGACUUCAUCCGGGAUUUCCUGGACAGCCAAAGGGAUCAGCACGGCGACGUGGACUGGUUCUCCCUGUCCACGAGUGAGCAACGGGCGCUGAUGAAGACGGCGGGGGGCACGCGCGUGGGGCCGAUGGAAAAGCGAGUGUUCUGGGCUAUUGACAAGUUCCUGCCUGAAGAGGACGAGGGCGAGGCGGAGUCCGUGAGCUCUGAGGCGACUGUGACCGACGGAUACACCAGCGACGGCGACCAGUACCAGGAGACGAUGGCUUUGAAGAAGAAGAAAAAGCCCGCGCCAACCAAGAAGACAUCAAAGAAGAAGGCCGCAACUACGCCUGGGGGCCCAGCGAAAGCGAGAAGCAGUAAAGUUCGCGGCAAAAGUGCGCUGGAGGAGGAGACUGGGGAACUGAAGGAAGAAGCGACGCCAAAGCGUCGACGAGUGACAUCGCCCAAGGCGUCUCCACCCUCCGUGAAGGAGCUUAUGGAAAAGCAGAGCAAAGGGCUGGUCGGCUUCUUGGAGAAACGUACCGAAGAGCGAGCGAAGGAGCAGGAGCGCAGCCGCAAGGAGCGAGAAGCUGACCAGAAGUUCUGGGCCGAGCAGACGGAGAAGGACCGCGCUCUGCUCCGAGAUCUCUUCACGCACGACUAG
This is a messenger RNA of Phytophthora sojae, 867 nucleotides long. RefSeq lists its product as hypothetical. Lineage: Eukaryota; Oomycota; Peronosporomycetes; Peronosporales; Peronosporaceae. The record is from RefSeq and is a predicted model, not a curated record. The transcript has a single exon. Bases 1 to 867 code for a protein of 288 amino acids.